CAGGGAUUGAAAACUUUGAUAUCAAAACAGAAGGGGAAGGUUGAUGCCGAAUUUCCUACAGGCCGCGGUGACAUACUUUUUCAACGAAUGGCAGAUCCGAGUAGCAGUUCUACUCAGUCUGCUGCUGCAAACCGUCCUAAUUCCUGCCGGUAACAGGAGAAAGUACGCGACAGCAACUUGAAUCAGAUUCAUUCUCUGGCUUUCCUAUCUAACAGCAAAUUCGGUUGCGACAGUUUCACUUAGCAUCCUUUCUAAAUAUGAUAAACCUCAUGACUCAAACUAUGUAAUGGCUGCUUUCUGGGCGCCAUUUCUUCUGGUCCACCUUGGUGGUCCGGACACAAUCACGGCCUUUGCGCUGGAAGACAAUGAGCUAUGGCUAAGGUACUUGCUUGGGCUGUUUGUUCAGUUUGGGGUACCACUUAAUGUCUUCAUUAGGUCCUGGGACGGAUCUCCUCUCAUCUAUUUAUCCAUUCCGAUUUUUGUUGCCGGAGUGGUCAAGUAUGGUGAGAGGACUUGGGUUCUAAGAUCCGGACCGAGGUCUAAUUAUUCAAAAUUCAUGGAAGAAUACAGUUCAAAACAAGCUGAGGGAUACAAAAUUUCAACGGGAACGGUAACCCAAGGUUCGAAAGUUGUGGGCCGGUCUCAAUCAGCUGUAACAGGAUCUGAUGAUUUGGAUGAUGUAUAUUACUUCUUCAAGACUUUCAAGCGUCUCUUUGCAGAUCUCAUCCUCAGCUUUCAGGACCGAGAGCAGAGCCAAUCGAUCUUCACUCGACAGCCAUGGAGCAAAGUGCUAGAAUUAAGGAUAUGA
Molecule: messenger RNA, 808 nt
Organism: Rhododendron vialii
Lineage: Eukaryota; Viridiplantae; Streptophyta; Magnoliopsida; Ericales; Ericaceae
Exons: 2
Coding region: 287-808 (173 amino acids)
Source: RefSeq, a predicted model, not a curated record